Ziziphus jujuba (common jujube) is the source of this 2711-nucleotide messenger RNA. RefSeq lists its product as uncharacterized. NCBI's taxonomy places the organism in Eukaryota, Viridiplantae, Streptophyta, Magnoliopsida, Rosales, Rhamnaceae. The transcript has 4 exons. Gene Ontology annotation, molecular function: protein binding. Bases 373 to 2277 code for a protein of 634 amino acids. The record is from RefSeq and is a predicted model, not a curated record.
UUUAAGGAAAUGUGGCAAAAAGUUGAAACAGUGCGAAAAAUUUUCAUGGCUAAAGUUUUUGGCAUAUAAGAUCUUCUCUGGCUGUCAGAAUCAAAACUCUCCGAUAAAAACGUCGUCGUCUUCAUUCUCUCUCUCGUUUUCACUCAGAUGCUCUCCUUUUGCCGCUCCAGUUCGGCAACAAACGGAAGCAGAAGCUGAUAGAAAAUAAAAUAAAAUAAAAAAAAGAAGAAGCCAAAAUAAUAAUCUUCUUUUGCCAAAACACCACAAAGCUUUCAUCUUUUGGCUUCCAAGUAUUGAAGUACAUACCGGAUUCACCAGCCAGGGAAGAGUUGGAUUGGUGCUCUAUGAAUAUCUAGCAUUAAGUAUCCGAAGAUGGAUAAAGUAUCAGCUGAUUGUCCAUACCCAGGAUGUUUCUUUUGUGUCAUGAAGGAAGGGAAUCCAAGCAAACGUAGAGCAAGCAUUCUGAAAUUCUUUCGAGAACUUCCUGCGCAGGAUGAUGAUGGUCAGGUUCUCCCUAUCAGUGGCCUUUGGAACACUGCCAUGGCACAUCCAAAUGAUCCUGAGUUCAUUGAGUUGGGGAUUUUUGAAUGCAUGGCUGCACUAAUAUGGAAGGGUCUAAAGAACCUUCGCUGGCUUUCUCAUGACCAAAAUAUAUACAUUCCUUAUUAUGCAGCUCAUAUUAUUGGAUCCUACACGAUGAACAUGGAAGAAUUUGCAGAAAGUGCUGUGCAUGCAGGGGUAAUCCCUCCCUUGGUUGAACUUUUGAGAGGGAAGUUAACUUGGGUUGAGCAGCGAGUGGCCGUUCGAGCUUUGGGCCACUUGGCAACAUAUGCCAAUACUUUCUCUGCUGUAGCUAGUCAUGGUGAAAUUCUUGAGCUUUCUAUUCAACUGGCAAUGAGUUCACUGGAGAUAGUUUACUCACAUUUUUAUCAGUAUGUUGAUAGAAGGCUAAGCUAUCACUGCGAUCUUCUUACACGAGGCAUGGGUGGUGUUGAGAUGGAGUCCAGGAAGGCUGAGGAGUGGGCGAGUCAGUUGCAGUGCUGGUCCCUGCAGCUCAUCAAUUGCUUUGCUUUUAAACCAGAGUUUCUUCCGACUAUUUGCAAGCCUGAAUUCUUGAUAAAAUUACCUGGCAUGUGGGGUGGGCUUGUUAAUGAGAACUCACCAGCUGGAAUUGGUUUAUUAAGAACAAUUUGUCAUCAUAAACUUGGUAGAGGACCUGUUGCUAGCUGCCCUGGUAUUAUUGAAUCUUUAUGUAACAUUGCUCGGUCAUCGGAUGAUUGGCAAUAUAUGGCUAUUGAUUGUCUUCUCUGGUUGCUUCAAGAUCCAAGUACAUGUCACAAGGUGAUUGAUAAGGCAGUACCUGCACUUGUAGACCUUGCUGAGAUUACAACUCUUGGUGAUCACAAGAAGCUUGGGGAUUCUAUUGUAAAUGUUCUUCAGGAAUGCAUUCAAUUACAAGGAACAGGUCGUAACUCUACUAGCAACCGUACAAAAGAAUUGAUUGAGGAACUAGUAAGUUCCAGGCAGAGAUUGAAGUGGGAAAAAAAUAUGCCAAAAGAGGACCUCCAUAUAAAACAGGCAGCUGCAUUGGUGGUCAAGCUUGAAGGAAAUUCCUUGUUCUCUGCAGGAAAUAUAGCUGGAGCUGCAUCAAAGUACUCAGAAGCAUUGGCAUUGUGUCCAGUGAGAUCCAAAAAGGAGAGAGUUGUUCUGUACAGUAACCGUGCACAGUGCCAUCUCCUUUUGCAACAACCUUUGGCUGCCAUAAGUGAUGCUACACGUGCUCUUUGUCUUCACAACCCACUUAACCGUCAUGCCAAAAGCCUUUGGAGAAGAGCUCAGGCUUAUGAUAUGCUGGGGUUAGCAAAGGAGAGCUUGUUAGACGCCAUUCUUUUCAUAAAUGAGUGCUCUCAGUCAAAUGAUCCUGAUUUGUCCUUGAGGCAAAAUAAAGUUCCUGACUAUGCUGAGAGAUUAGUGAAGAAGCAAAUGCGUGCAGCUUGGUUAUUUAGAGAGGCUGCUAUCAAACAUGGUGGUGUCCACUGUGAGGGUGAUGCUGGUGACAUCUAUGGCCAAGAAGCUGAUGAUUCUGAAUGGGAGACGGCAAGUGAAAGUGAUAUAGGAAAUGAUGGAAGGGAUGAAAUGGGUGAUGAUGAUGAUGACGACGACGAUGAUGAUAGUGAGUGGAAGAAUGAAGAUGAAAGGAAAGAUAAAUACGAGAAGCCAUUGAUGAAAGACCUAAAGCGUGGAUACAAUGUGCAGCUUGUGGAAGAAGAUACAUAAAAUCGGAUCGAAGGUCCGCCUUUCAUAUCUGAGUAUAUGCCACAGCAGGUGUGGAAACGAAUGAAUGAAGAUGUCCAGCACAAAUGGUGUCUCAAUGGUUCGCCAUUCUCUGUCGUUUAAAAGAAAAGAAAGAUGUUCUGAUCUUGUGUCUAAAAUGGAAACUUGUUUUAUAUAUUUUUCUUCUUUUUUUAUUUUUUAAAAGUUUUCUCCGAUUUUCGGUGUUAACAUUCAACUGUAGAAAAAAGGAUGAAGAAUUUUUUUUUGUUGUAAGAACAAAUAGAGUGUAGGGGAGGUCAUGAAGUCUUUGGAGUGACUUGAGAGAGAGAGAGAGAGAGAGAGAGAGAGGGGCUUGUGUAUAUGAAAACCUUUUAGUGUUUUUUCACUUUGAACUCAUCUAUUAUUUACUUUGAAUGUUGGUUGUGAUUUGAUGGUUA